UCGGCUGCGACCUCCUCGAGCAUCUCCAGCGCUCGGGCCAGGACGUGCCCCAGGUGCUGCGGAGCUGCACCGAGUUCGUGGAGCAGCAUGGGGUGGUGGACGGCAUCUAUCGCCUCUCGGGCGUCUCCUCCAACAUCCAGCGGCUGCGGCAAGAGUUUGACAGCGACCGCUGCCCGGACCUGCACAAGGAUGUCUACCUGCAGGACAUCCACUGCGUCAGCUCCCUCUGCAAGGCCUAUUUCCGCGAGCUCCCCAACCCGCUGCUCACCUACCAGCUCUACGACAAGUUUGCCGACGCUGUGGCCAUCCAGAUGGAAGAGGCUCGCCUGGUGAAGAUCAAGGAGGUGUUGAAGGAGCUGCCAGCGCCGCAUUACAGGACCCUGGAGUUUCUCAUGAGGCACCUUCUGCACAUGGCGUCCUACAGCAGCCAGACCAACAUGCACGCGAGGAACCUGGCCAUAGUCUGGGCCCCCAAUCUGCUCCGGUCGAAGGACAUCGAGGCCACAGGGUUCAACGGCACGGCGGCGUUCAUGGAGGUGCGCGUCCAGUCCAUCGUGGUGGAGUUCAUCCUCACCCACGUGGAACAGCUCUUCGGGGACGCCCCUCUCUCCGGCAGCGAGCCAAAGGCCCUGCGGAGGUCCCUGCUGCCCGGCGCGGGGCUGCCGGUGCCCCUGCCCGACGGCCAGCCGGUGCCCUACCACGUGCCCGCCGUGCUGAACCAGGGCGACGGGCCACCGCAGAUCCGGCCCUACCACACCAUCAUCGAGAUCGGCGACCACAAAAGGAAGGGCUCCCUCAAGGCAAAGAAGUGGAAGUCGAUCUUCAACCUGGGCCGUUCAAGCCAUGAGUCCAAGCGGAAGCUGGUGAAGCCGGAGGAGAAAGAAGAUAAAUUCGGUAAAAUAAGCUUGAGGCCAGCCAAGAGCAUGGACUCACUCAGCUCCAUGCCUUUCGCCAGCGAUGUUUUGUUCCCGUUUGGUUCAGAUGUCUCUCAGCUGAGCAAGAAGAGGUCGAUAAAGCAGCCACCACAGCGCCGGGAGAGCUUCGACACGUGCUCCUCACCCUCGCAGGAGAAGAGUUUCCUGGAGCUGGACGAGAGCCUGGAGGAGAAAUUCAAGGCGAAGGAGGAGCCGCAGAGCCUGGAGUCAGAGGGCGAGAGCAGUACCAAGUCGGAGCCCACCACCCCCAAACCAGGCCGGGCAUCGCUGGUGGGAGCGGCUGCUUCGGGCCGCUCACCCAAGGCCGCCUGCAACCGGGCCGAGAAGUGUGCGGGGGUCCACAUCUCGGGCCCUUUCUCCGUCACCGUCCCCUUCCACAUCACUUCCAACCUGUCCCGCCUCACUCGGGGGCUGGAGUGCCCAGCGCUGGGCCAGUUCAGGGAACCCGCUGCCAGCCCUCCAGCAUCCACCUGUGCCACUGUCAGGGAACCCGAGGCACCCAAGCCGCAGGAAAAUCCCACGGUGGAGGCGAAGGCAGAUGGCCCUGAGGAUGCGGAGGAAACCCGGCUCUCCUUGGAGCUGCGGGAUUCCUUUGCCUUCUUGGACAACCAGGACUCAUGGCUGGACUACGCUGGUGAGGGUGAGCCGGCGGCACGGUCCCUGCUUGGAGACACUGGCCUCGAGGACGAGGAGAGCUUCCCAGCCAUAGAGGAUGGCAUGGAAAGCGGGUUCAUGAACCCAGGGGAGUCUCCUGUGGAGCAGCCUGCCAGCUACUUGUCCAUCGAGGAGUGCAUGGAUGAGGAGAUGUUCUUCAUGGCUCCCAGUGGCUCUGACGCUGAGGACUCCUCCAAGGACACCGACUCCGAGGACAUGUUCCUCAGCGCCCACGAUGACCUCAGCCCACUGGCCACAGAGCUGGAGCUGCAUGCAGAGCCGGCAGGCCAAGAGAUGGCUGUGGAGCUGCCUGCGCCUGCCGAACCAGGGACCACCGGCACUGCUGGGUUGCAGGACGCCUUCCCAACACCAGACGUGGCAGGGCUGCGUCCCACGGAUGAGGACGCUGGAGGUGACGGGGAGCAUCCGGGAGGUCUGCACGGGGAGACAGCAGAGUGGGGCGCAGGCGAAUCCCCGGAGGAGGAGGGACAGGGAGGAGGCAGCGAGCUUAAGGCUCCGGAUGGCAACGCUGUCCCGAGCAGAACUGACUCGAGCGCUGAACGCGGCCCUGGAGACGAAGCUGGACAAGCCUUGGGCUGCGCAGAGGCAGGGCCGCUUCCCGAUGCGCCAGACGGGGAAGUCGAAGAGGACAGGGCUGGCUGCAGUCCGCCCGCGGCAGAGGAGCUGGAGACGGGCAAAGCUCAAGCCUGGCCAUCGCAGAGGUCCCCUCCAGCCACCUGGCUGGAGACGUUUCCGCUCGGCUCCGCGGCGCGCGCGGAGGGCACCGUCGCGGAGAGCAUCGCCGACGCUUCCCCGCUCUCCGCCUCGGCUCCGGAGCUGCGGGAAGCUCUCCCGGAGGUCCCGACGCGAGGCCGCCCGGAGCCCGCCCCGCGCCCGGAGCCCGCGGCCGUGCUGCGCCGCGACGGCAGCGCCGCCGUCCGCCUGGCCUCCCGCACCGUCAGGGUGCAGCAAGCCAAGUCCGUGCCCGUGGUGCCACCCAAGCCUCAGUUCGCCAAGAUCCCGCCGGCGCUGAAGCCCAAGACGCCGCCGGCCGCCGGCGCCGCCCGGGCCGGGAGCGAGAAGCGCCGCAGCGGCUCGGGGUGCCCGGAGGGGAGCGGACGGGCCGCGAGGCGAGCGGCGUGGCGCAACAGCGGCAGCGUGUCCUUCGACGCCGCCGUGGCCCUGGCCGCCGAGAGGCACGCGGCGCGGACGCCCGUGAGGAGGAUGCAGACCUACGGAGGCGAGGAGGCGCCGGAGCCGCCCAGCACCUCCAAGCCUCUUCCUUUCCACAGAGCCCCCGCGAAACCGCCCGGCCAGCGGCUGCUGCAAUCGCUCAGCUGCGCCGAGGGGCCCGACCCGCCCGGCGAGGCUCCCGCCUCAGCCGCCCGCCAGCCGGAGGCGAAGGACGGACUGAGCCCGCCGCAGGCGGGAGCGGAGGAAGUCGGGGCGGCUCGGCGGGGAGCGCGGGCCAGCGGGACGCCCAGCGAGGGCUGAGGCGCCCGGCGCGGCGCAGCGCUACUCGGAUGCCGGGCCCGGGCCGCUGUUUUCCUCCUGCGCCCUCCUUUCCCUCCGGACACGACCGCGCGGCACGGCGAAGCCGCGGCCGCCACGAGGCUGAGAGACUUGGGGUGCUGUGC
This is a messenger RNA of Rhea pennata, 3226 nucleotides long. It is a transcript of the gene ARHGAP30, whose product is annotated as Rho GTPase activating protein 30. NCBI's taxonomy places the organism in Eukaryota, Metazoa, Chordata, Aves, Rheiformes, Rheidae. Gene Ontology annotation, molecular function: GTPase activator activity. The transcript is spliced from 13 exons. The coding region runs from base 312 to 3083 and encodes 923 amino acids. The record is from RefSeq and is a predicted model, not a curated record. Gene Ontology annotation, biological process: small GTPase-mediated signal transduction.